Molecule: messenger RNA, 1448 nt
Organism: Camellia sinensis
Lineage: Eukaryota; Viridiplantae; Streptophyta; Magnoliopsida; Ericales; Theaceae
Source: RefSeq, a predicted model, not a curated record
AAAUCACUGCGAGUGCGAAGAAUCUCUCUACUUUUGUUUGUUUGGCAGUCCCUUCCCUUUCUUCUUCAUCGGAAAUUUUUUAAAAAGCUCUAAACCUGUGCCAGUUUUUCGCACUUUCUCUCUCUAGAAAUCGAUACAUACAAUUGCUUAUUGUGUAUAUAUAUCUUAGGGUUAGGGUUAGGGUUUUCCAACUGCUAAAGGGUUUUCUAACUGUACGAUUGUGUAAUCAACCGCACGAUGUAUGCUGAUCGUGUGGAGGCCACAUCCAGGAGGUCCAUAAAGGAGCGUCUUUAUGGUAACACCGGAGACGAUUCUAUUCGCCGGAGGCAAUUUACCGGCAAGAGCCUAACGAGAAGAAUGACUUCCGGGUCAUGUUUUUGGAGGAGUGAACGUGAAAAUCAAGCAUUAGAGCAUUCAUGGGCACAUAAGGUGCUUUGAUCAGUUACAUUACAUGCAGAGGCAAGAUGAUGACAAGUGGGAACAUGAUCUUUACAAGGAUGAUGAACCUCAAGUUUCAAGUACGGUUUCUUGUGACAUGAUUGAAUUCAACUAGUGAUUGCUGCUUAAGUUGCAUGAAACAUAUUGAAAUAUAUCGCAUAAUUGGUGGUAAAGAUCUUCGUCUGAAGCUCCAGAAGAAGAGUGUCCAGCAAGAAAGUCUAAGUGGAAAUGGAUCUGUUUCAGGUGUAAGGGAUCUCCGUGAAAAGCUCUCUGGCACGAUGUACUCACAGCCGGUGAACACUGAUCCCCCGAAGCCAAAGCGAAAGCCAGUACUUAAGGAUAAUAAAUCUGUGAGGAAUAAUGUUAUUGUUGAAGCCCCUGAACCAGAGACCAAAAAAGUUGCUAGCUCAGUCCGUAGGACAAAGACUCCGCAAAAGGCUGAAUCUGUUGAUAGUUUCCUGCAAUCCCUCGGUCUGGAAAAAUACUCAAUUACAUUCCAAGUGGAGGAAUUCCUUUUACUAUUUUGGCACUUCAUGCUGUUUGUGCAGGUUGAUAUGACAGCACUCGUGCACAUGACUGGUGAGGAUCUGAAGGCUUUAGGAAUACCAAUGGGUCCAAGAAAGAAGAUACUUUUGGCAUUGGAAUCCAAUGUCUGACAUUUGGAGUGGACCAGGUUCUUUUGCAUGUUUUCUUGGAUCCUAAUGUUAUGGUCCGAUAACGUUCUCGCAAGUCCCCGGCCUUGUUUUAACUGGUACAACUCUGCAUGUAACUUUCUGGGAUUAAUUCUUCAGUUGUAUUGGUGAAAAUGGCUUCAGUGAGCUUAUUGUUGGUAUCAAAUGAAUAUGGAAGAUUCGUAGCUUGGGAAAGAUUUAAAAACUUGAAUUUGUUGAAUUAUGUUGAUGCUUUAUUAUACCAGGAUUUUCUCUUCCAUAGGUGGGAGAGUGAGGGAGAGAGAAUGUACAAGCAAAACUGUUAUGAAUGUACGUCACAUUCUUAGGUAUUGAUUUAGA